AUGACUAAUUUUGGUCGAAUGGGGCUAAGACCUGAAUUUGUAGAAGGUGUCAUUGGUUUUGUGGAGUAUGCAAAGACAUUAGAUCCUUUUCAACAGAGUGGUAUGAUUAAGUGUCCUUGUAAUAAAUGUCAAUAUUUGAAUUAUAAGAAACCAGAUGCUGUUGAGCUUCAUAUCUAUCGAAAUGGGUUUAAAAAAGAAUACACUGCGUGGACUAGUCAUGGAGAAAUUGAUAAUAACUUUGAUGUAUUCCAACAUUAUGUUCAUGGUGAAAGUAGUAGCAAUGUGAAUUCUAAUGCACAAAAUUAUAGAAUUGAUGACAUGGUUCAAGAUGCUUUUGGUUUGCAUUCUGAUUUUGAUUUUGCUAAUCAAGGUGAAGAAGCUCCUAAUGUUGAAUGUAAAAUUUUCUUUGAACAAUUGGAAUCUUCUAGUCGGUCUUUAUAUGAGGGGAGUCCACACUCACAGUUGUCUAUUGCGGUUAGAUUAUUAAAUAUCAAAUCAGAUUGGAGAGUUCCUCAAGGGGCAAUGGACUCUGUGACUGACCUUAUUCAUGAUUUAGUUGACCCAAAUCUAGAGAUACCUGAUAAUUUCUAUAAGGCAAAGAGGUUGGUAUCAAAGUUAGGAAUGUCAUCGAUGAGAAUUCAUUGUUGUGAAUAUUGUUGCAUGUUAUACUAUAAGGAUGAUAUUGAUCUAGAAUCCUGUAAGUUUUGUGGAAAAUGUCGUUAUAAACAGACAGCUAGUGGGAAGAAAGUUCCUAUUAAGGCAAUGCAUAACUUAACUCUUAUACCAAGGUUAAAGAGGUUGUAUGCGUCUAAUAGAUCUGCUCCUCAUAUGAGAUGGCACCAUGAACAUAGAAGACCACCUGGAGUUAUGUGUCAUCCAUCCGAUGGAGAGUCUUGGAAGCAUUUUGAUAGAACAUAUCCACUAUUUGAAGCUGAACUACGUAACAUUAGAUUGGGUUUAUGUUCAGAUGGAUUCACGCCGCAUUCUGUUUCUGCUGCACCAUAUUCUUGUUGGCCUGUAUUUGUAACACCAUAUAAUCUUCCACCCGAGAUGUGUAUGACCAGUCCAUAUAUAUUUCUCAAUUGUGUCAUUCCUGGCCCUCGGAAUCCAAAAGUAUUGAUUGAUGUAUACUUUCAACCUUUGAUUGAUGAGUUGAAACAAUUGUGGGUACAAGGGGUUGAAACGUUUGAUGUGUCUCUUAAGCAGAAUUUUAAUUUGCGGGCUGCCUUAAUGUGGACUAUUAAUGAUUUUCCAGCAUAUGGAAUGUUGUCAGGGUGGAUGACAGCGGGAAAGUUAGCUUGUCCUUAUUGUAUGGAAAAUACUAAAUCAUUCACUUUGAAACAUGAUCGUAAAAGUUCUUGGUUUGACUGUCAUCGACAGUUCUUGCCAAUGGAUCAUGAGUUUAGGAGAAUGAAAAAUGCAUUCAGAAAGAAUUCUGUUGAACAAGGUUAUCCUCCUCCAAUCUUAACUGGAGAACAAGUUUGGGAGAGGGUUCAAAACUUUUCAAGGGUCGCAAAAGAACAACCCUAUAAAUUUGAUGGAUAUGGUGUUGCACAUAACUAG
Solanum lycopersicum (tomato) is the source of this 1563-nucleotide messenger RNA. RefSeq lists its product as uncharacterized. Lineage: Eukaryota; Viridiplantae; Streptophyta; Magnoliopsida; Solanales; Solanaceae. The record is from RefSeq and is a predicted model, not a curated record.